Molecule: messenger RNA, 2857 nt
Organism: Terrapene triunguis (Three-toed box turtle)
Lineage: Eukaryota; Metazoa; Chordata; Testudines; Emydidae
Gene: AP5Z1
Product: adaptor related protein complex 5 subunit zeta 1
Exons: 16
Coding region: 260-2548 (762 amino acids)
Cellular component (GO): AP-5 adaptor complex
Source: RefSeq, a predicted model, not a curated record
AGCCUUCUCCAGAAUCGCGACCUGGGAAAUGAUACCAUUGACUGUUUGCAGAGACUUUUCCUUAUUGUUUCAGCCACAAAAUAUGGCCGGAAGUGAGUGAGAGGACAUGUUAAGCCCUGUUAGGCAGUCACUGUAACGGGGUAUUGUCAAGAAUGUGUUUCAGCAUUCUAUAGAUCAGUACUACUACAGAUCUGCCCUACUUCCUUUGUGGAUUGCAUUUGCAGGGACCAGAAAUAGUUAAUAGCUUUUUUGUAUUUUAAUGUAUCUACCAGUAUGUCACUGUACCCAGGGGUUGGAUGGCAAAUUUGUAGAGCUGUUGCAGAAAGUACUGUGUUUGCCCAAGUGUCCUGAGCAGAUUCAGGCUCUGUGUGCUGCCAUCUUGAGAGAGAUGUCACCCAGCAAUUAUCUGAUCCUAUCCUGCGAUGAAAUCCAGGAUGCAAAGCUCUUGAGUCUAGUGUCCUCCAUCCUCUUGGCUCAGGGAAAUAAAAAGGCUGAGGUGUUAGCAGUGGGGCAGCGUGUUGUAAAAGUCCUGGAAGGGCGACUGCCUGAGGGUCACAGUUCACGGCACCUUCUUCCUCUACUCUCCAAAAUCAUCAGUCUAUCGCCAGCAAGCCUAACUGAAGAUCAGACCAAUCUGGUCAAUAAAAGGAUGGUGGACUGGCUGAGAUACGCAAGUGUUCAGCAAGGAGUUGCACAGCCCUCUGGAGGCUUCUUCUCCAAUCCCAGGGCAAGGCAGCCUGGCCCUAUCACAGAGGUGGAUGGUGCAGUUGCCACAGACUUCUUCACAGUGCUCUCAAUUGGUCAAUAUUACACAGAGGACCAGUGGCUCAACAUGCAGGCCUUUUCCAUGCUGCGCAAGUGGCUGCUGUGCUAUGGGAGCGAGGGGGCAAACAGCCCUAAUUCAGAUGACAAAUCAGAGGUAGAUGGGUCUAUCAUGUCCAUGGUCUCUGCUACCUCCACCUCCAGUCGCCUGCUUCCUCCAAAGGAGCGUUUAAGAGAGAAGGCUUUUGAAUACUGCCAGCGGCUUAUCGAGCAAAGCAACCGGCGGGCCCUGAAGAAACCAGAUGGGGACCUGCAAAAAGCCUGUCUCAUCGAGGCUGUCACUAUCAUGGAUAUUAUCUGCAGGCAGGACUCCUCCUAUGUGUACCGGACGCUCUCCUGCCUGAAGAUCUUGCAUGGCAGAAUCAGUGGGGACCUCGCUUAUGCCAGGGCACUGCUGCCUAUUGCUCAGUUCUUCCUGAACCACAGUGAGACAGCAGCGGUGGAUUCAGAGGCAGUUUACAAGCACUUGUUCACCAGGAUUCCUGCUCAGCUCUUCCACAGCCCAAUGCUGGCCUUUGAGUUUAUCCAGUUCUGCAGGGACAACGUCCAAUUCUUCACAGAGAACCUCAGCAUCUUCAGACGGAGCUUCCCAAACCUCUUCAAGCUCCUAGCAUGGAAUAGCCCAGCCUUGAUCUCUGAGUUCAUGGACCUUCUGCCAGCUCUGCUUGGUGCAGACACAGCCAUCGAGAUCUUUCACUUGCUGCUUGACCUGCCGUGUUUGGCGGCUGCUCUGGACAUCCAGCUGAGAUCUGCCUCUGCUCCCAUCUCGGAGAGAGCCACCUGGGAUCCUGCUGCCAAGCCAGCCAGCUGCCUGGAGGCCUUCCGCCACCCGCUCUACAGAAGCACCUUUCAGUAUCUCCUCCGGAUUGAGACCGCCCCCAGAGACUCCCCUGAGCGGUUGGCUCCUCUUCGCCAGCUGCUGGGGUCCAUGGCCAGCUGUCCCCGGGUUGUGCAGUGUGCAGACACCAUCCCUGUCUUACUGCGGCUCUACUUCCGUGUGGUGGCAGAGUUUGCAGACGGGCCUCUGAUAAACCAGCUGGUGUUGGUGCUGCUGGAGAGGAGUGAGCAGCUCUACGAGAUCCCGGCGUUUAAGGCCGAUGUCCAUAGAGUGCUGAGCUCCCAGCUGGUGCUUCUGUGUAAGCUGCACCCCUCCCUGGUAGUGGAACUGUCCAAGGAGCUUCUGGAGUUUUCAGGAACUGUCAGCAACAUCCGGAACAAAGAGGAUAUCUUCACCUACGUGGUCUGGGCUAUUGGAGAGUACAUGUCUGUCUCAUACGACAAAAGGUGCACCGUGGAGCAGAUCAACAAGUUCUUCGAAGCCCUGGAGGCCAUGCUGUUUGAAAUCACGCAACUCCGGCCCUCGGCCAGCAUCCCCAAGUAUUCGCCACGUGUCAUCACGGUUCUCAUGACGACGCUGACCAAACUGGCAUCACGCAGCCAAGAUUUGAUCCCCAGGAUGUCCCUGUUCCUGUCCAAGAUGAGAGCGUUUGUUCAGAGCCCGGCCAUGGCCUCGGUGUACAGCGAGGAAGACAAUGAGGAGAUCCUGACCCGGGCCGCUGAGCUGAUGAACCUGUUGAAAAUGCCCAGCGUGGCUCAGUUUGUGCUGACGCCAUCAGCGGAGGUUGCCAGCCCACGGUUUCACCGAGACACUAACGUGUCCCUGCCUCUCGCCAUGAAGACGGCCAGCCGGCUGUUAGAAAGGGGGACUGGCUUCGUGCCAGGGUGAGGUGCUGGCAGUUCUGAGUGUACGCUGCAGAGCUCUGACUGACGAGACCUGGCUGGCUCUGUGCUGUAUUUUGACUAACCUGCUGCUGCUGACUCUGCGUAACGGAACAUGGGGAAGGUGGAGGGAUGAGGCUGUGCUCCAAGCUGCACCUUCCUGGAAAUGGGCAAUAAAGGACGGCAAAGAGGAAUAACCAGAGCCGACCGUUUCUGUCUUCGAGCCUGACCAUGUGGUUUGUGUCUUUCCUCUCGUGGGUGGCUGUUCUGCCCUCGGCCCCUGCAGCAGGAAGUGUUUCCACUGACUCCUCUCGAU